Messenger RNA from Hyphopichia burtonii NRRL Y-1933, 774 nucleotides. RefSeq lists its product as uncharacterized. Gene Ontology annotation, cellular component: membrane. Lineage: Eukaryota; Fungi; Ascomycota; Pichiomycetes; Serinales; Debaryomycetaceae. The transcript has a single exon. Bases 62 to 691 code for a protein of 209 amino acids. Gene Ontology annotation, biological process: vesicle-mediated transport. The record is from RefSeq and is a predicted model, not a curated record.
GACUGUUCUUUCCCACUAACGGCACCAAUUGUGGUAUACUGCGUUAAAUUAAAUUACCUUUAUGAGUUUCUUCAAAUCCUUCAGGUCCAGUAAUCAAAAUGGACAAAGUUAUCUUCCAGUAUCGCAGAAUGAUACUCCAGUUGGCAAUUCCGGCACCUCGAAUAACUUCAGAUCAAAGCUUCUGAAAUUGAAUCCUUUCAAGUCUAACUCAGUAUAUCUUGAAGAUGAAGAUAACUAUGUGACUUCGGAGCCAGGCUACUUUGAAUUGUCAAGAUGGGAUCGAAUGUUGAUCUUUGGAUUGACGUUUGCUGGUUCAGUAUGCUGCUAUUUGAUCUGUAUAUUCUUAUUUCCAGUUUUGUCAUUAAAACCCAGAAAAUUUGCCCUUUUAUGGUCGUUGGGUUCCAUCUUCUUUUUGGUAAGUUUUGGUGUUCUACAAGGGUUUCAAGCAUAUGUGUUACAUUUACUACUGUCAACUAGAAUCAUUUUCACUGUGACUUUUAUUACCAGUAUUAUAAUGACUUUGAUUAGUAGUUUAUCUUUGAAAAGUACAAUACUUUCUAUAAUAUUUGCCGUACUACAAUUGAUAAGUGCGAUUUGGUAUACUGUUAGUUACUUCCCUAUGGGUCAACAGACUUUGAACUUGGCUGGUAAUGUUGCAAGAAGUCAAGUGGACAGUUGGAUAAAUUCGUAAGUAGAUAUAUAACAUAAAUGCAUUUAAGAGAGAAAAAAACCCGCUAUUAUUUACUCUAUAUGAUUGAAAGCGAAAUAUAUGAA